This is a messenger RNA of Capsicum annuum, 1267 nucleotides long. RefSeq lists its product as uncharacterized. Bases 425 to 838 code for a protein of 137 amino acids. Lineage: Eukaryota; Viridiplantae; Streptophyta; Magnoliopsida; Solanales; Solanaceae. Gene Ontology annotation, molecular function: protein phosphatase regulator activity; protein phosphatase 1 binding. The record is from RefSeq and is a predicted model, not a curated record. Gene Ontology annotation, cellular component: plasma membrane. The transcript has a single exon.
AUACCUAUAACCUUCCACCAGCAACAAAUAUCAGUUAUCUUUAUCCAUCAAGGUUAUAAGAGAUCGAAAGAAAUACCAACUUGGUUGACCAGUUGGCCUCACCUUUGGAUGCUACUAGAUAAAAAAGGGCCGUGGGCGUACUAAAGCUCCCGCAAGGGUGUAUUGUACACAGUCUUAUCUUGCAUUUCUUCCAAGGCUUUACUAGUUACUUCAAGGCUCCCUGCAUAUGAAGACGACAUUUAUGUCAUACAUGGGAUGGACUCCACAUGGAUGAGUCUGAAACUUGUAAUAAUAAAAAGAAAGACUCAGCAGAGAAACUUGACUAUUAAGAGUAAUUGUUUUCCUAUAUAAUGUUUCAUCAAGAGAGAAAGCAAAGGACACAGCAAGUAUCAUAAUUUUGGAUAAUAGCCCAAAACAAGAAAGAAUGGCGGAGGCCGUGUCGAAUCGCUGGGUCGUGAAGAUUGCAGAUACACUCCUGCCCAUGAAGUCUGUGAUAAGAAAGAUGAUGAUGUCGAUUCCAGAGACGGAGUUAGACGGUAAUGAUCAAGAAGAUAUAGUUAGGAGAGAUGAAAGAAUGGUUGAAAAUAUUAUGAAGGCAGCUCAAAUACAUUUAGUUGUGGCAGCUCUAUUAAUGACAGUGACCUUCACAGCUGGUUUUACGUUACCAGGAGGUUUUGAAAGCAAUACUAAUAGUCCAAAUAAAGGGAUGGCGAUUCUAUUAAGAAGAACAGCAUUCCGUGCAUUUGUCAUUUCGGAUGUCAUCGCCUUUGCGCGCUCCACUGCGGCUGUAUUCGCUUACUUUGUUAUGGCAACAAAAAAUCUGCAACAACAGAGCUAAGAGUCAUUAUCCAGCUUUAUUAUAUGGCAAUUCUGUCGCAGCUUCAGGCGAUGACAGCAGUUGCAGUUGCAUUUAUAACUGGUUUGUAUGCAACUUUAGCACAUUCUGUUGGUCUCGCCGUUACUGUCUGUGUCAUAGGCGUCAUUGCUUAUUAUACGGUCUGCUAUAUGAUUCUUCUUCCUGAAUUUAACAUCCGAAGAGAAAGAACUUGAGCAGAGGAUAAACUUAUGUUCUAAAGAUGCAGCUAGCAAUGUGUUUUAUGUUGCAUAUAAUAAUUUACAGCUAUCAACAAUUGCAUCUUUUUGCCAUCUUCAUAUUUGAUGAUGUCCCUACAUAUUUAAUCAAUCAUGUUAUAGGGUCAUCAAUUGUGGGGAGUUUUACUUUCUUUCAACUAAAUAAAAAUAAUAUGAUAAUUACUUUUUACUUUUC